UAUAAACCCCACCAUCAUUAUUCUUCAACUGUCACAUUCCUCGGAUCCUCCACUCCCUUACCGGGUUCUCGUCGACUGGACUCCUCUGUCUCUCGUUUUCUUUUUCCGCGUAUGCUGCCGCUUCUCCGCGGUUCUUGAUGGGUUGCGUCAGCUCGAAGCAGGCGGUGUCCGUGACCCCUGCAAUUGACCACUCGGGCGGGUUUCCUGGCCGAGUCGGGUUGGAAUGCGAGAAGGAGAAGGGGAGCUUCGGGAAGAAGAAAGUGGGUGGCGAUUUGGGGUAUAACAGCGAGUUGGGUGAGUCGGGGAGGGCGAGUUCGCGGGGUGAUUCGUUUAGUUUUAGGUUGGGGAACCUGCACAAGUACAUUGUGGGAGAGCAAGUUGCCGCUGGAUGGCCGGAAUGGCUUACCGCCGUUGCUGGUGAAGCGAUUCAGGGCUGGGUGCCUCUUCGUUCUGAAGCCUUUGAAAAAUUGGAGAAGAUUGGGCAGGGCACCUAUAGCAGUGUGUUUCGAGCACGUGACAUUGAAACUGGGAAAAUAGUUGCUCUGAAAAAGGUUCGAUUUGACAAUUAUGAUCGCGAGAGUGUUCGCUUUAUGGCAAGAGAGAUAAUGAUUCUUCGUAGGCUUGAUCAUCCCAACAUCAUAAAAUUGGAAGGUUUGAUCACAUCCCAGUUAUCAGGCGGUGUAUACCUUGUCUUCGAGUACAUGGAACAUGAUAUUACUGGACUUUUGUCUUGCCCUGACGUAACGUUCAGCGAGUCACAGAUCAAAUGCUACAUGAAGCAGUUAUUAGCUGGAAUUGAGCACUGUCAUUCACGGGAUGUAAUGCAUCGGGAUAUCAAAGGAUCAAAUCUUUUGGUAAAUAAUGAUGGGAUUCUGAAAGUGGCUGACUUUGGAUUGGCAAACUUCUGUACUUCUGGGCAACAGCAGCCAUUAACCAGUCGUGUUGUAACUUUAUGGUAUCGUCCUCCUGAACUUUUACUGGGAUCAACUGAUUAUGGAGCAUCUGUGGAUAUUUGGAGUGUUGGUUGUGUGUUUGGGGAACUUCUUUAUGGAAAACCUAUCCUUCAAGGGAGAACAGAGGUUGAACAAUUACAUAAAAUUUUCAAGCUUUGUGGUUCCCCACCUGAUGAAUACUGGAAAAAGUCCAAACUUCCUCAUGCUACCUUAUUCAAGCCACAACAACCUUAUACUAGUUGUCUUAGGGAGGCCUUUAAAGAUUUUUCUGCAACUGCUUUGAACUUGAUAGAAACUUUCCUUUCUGUGGAGCCAUACAAGCGUGGGAGUGCCUCCUCUGCUGUUGCAUCCGAGUAUUUCACGACAAAGCCUUAUGCAUGUGAUCCCUCAAGCUUGCCAAAAUACCCACCUAGCAAGGAGAUUGAUGCAAAAAACCUUGAGGAGGCAAAAAGGAAAAGGACCGGUGGGAGAGUUCGUGGCCCUGAAACAAGAAAGCCAACAAGAAAAUCUUAUGGAUCCAGUAAAUUAGCACAAGCUGAGGACGUGGCAGGUCAGGUGCUAGGUGCAAAACAGAUUAACCCCGGUAAGGUGGAUUUCACCAAAGGAGAUGUCAUCCUACGUGGGCAGGUGCAAAAGCCAUCUCUUGAUAAACUGGAAGAUGUAACCCAUGUAAAGAAUGCUUCUCAAGGAGAUGUUCCAUUUUCUGGCCCAUUACAAGUUUCCACAUCUAGUGGCUUUGCAUGGGCAAGAAGGCGAAAAGACGAAGUAUCUGUGAGAUCUCACAGCAGAUCUAUUUCCAGAGGUCACAUAACUCAAGCAUUAGAUCCUUCUGCCUCGUUAAAUCCAAAAAAUGGUUUUGACUCAAAAAGGCAUGAGAAUGGUGAUGUUAUAGAUGGGGGCCGUACUGAUUUGAGAGACCAUGAAUCUUACGAGAAUACCAAGCGUGCUUUGCUUAAGCGAUGGAGCCAACUUGAGCAUCCAGACUCCUUUGAUGCUUCUGAUGGAUACCACUCCCAGGAACUAUCGUUGGCACUAUAUGAGAAAGAGGAAAUGGCUUCAAAAAGAGGUUACUUGAGUUUUCAAGAUCAAGGGGAGAAGGUUGAAUUUUCAGGUCCCUUAUUAUCUCAAUCACAUAGAGUUGAUGGACUCUUAGAGAGGCAUGAGCGUCAUAUCCGUCAGACUGUUAGAAAGUCAUGGUUCCAAAAGGAUUGAAUCAAUGACCACCUCAACAUUAUUUUUAACCGAUUGGAGCAGCUGUUUCUUAUUCAUUCCAUCCAUAAUGAUGGGCAUACUUGUACCAUUAUUGCAGGUAAGAGACAAUGAAGGUAAUUUUCAGACAUGUGAGUCCUUUGCAGAAUGAUCGGAUUACUUUGCAAUGGAUCGGGAGACAACAACCUCGGAGUACAUACAGACAUUAAGAAUCCUACCUUCUCAAGGAUAAAACCAAUGUGGUCUCCCCUACCAAGCCAUCAGACUGGAGAACGAUUUGGUUAAGAGUUUUCCAAAGAACAUGUGAUGAACACAAGGGAGGACAUAUAUUUUGAUGAAACAGCAAUAUAAUCCGAUCCAGAAAGCCACAAAGAAAGAACGAGAAAAGCAUAGGGCAUCAAGGGUGACGAUUCUCUCAUUUAUAGCAAUAAAUUUUCAGUUUAACUU
Molecule: messenger RNA, 2609 nt
Organism: Tripterygium wilfordii
Lineage: Eukaryota; Viridiplantae; Streptophyta; Magnoliopsida; Celastrales; Celastraceae
Product: protein IMPAIRED IN BABA-INDUCED STERILITY 1-like
Exons: 9
Coding region: 138-2165 (675 amino acids)
Biological process (GO): positive regulation of transcription elongation by RNA polymerase II; protein phosphorylation
Cellular component (GO): cyclin-dependent protein kinase holoenzyme complex; nucleus
Molecular function (GO): RNA polymerase II CTD heptapeptide repeat kinase activity; ATP binding; cyclin-dependent protein serine/threonine kinase activity
Source: RefSeq, a predicted model, not a curated record